AUGCAAUAUCUUUUCUUUAAAAACAGGUUUUUGAAGAUGCCAAUUGAAGAGAAAAGAAAAUUGUAUGCAUGUCGGAAUGACUAUGUUACCCUGGAUCAAGUACCCACCUGGACGGAAUAUAAAAACAAACAUAUAUCCAGAAUAGAAAGAAUAGUCAAGAAAGAAAAACCUCUAUUUUGUGUGAAUGAAACUCUGAAUGAGAAAGUGUCCAUAUGGAGAGGUGACAUAACCACUUUAGAGAUAGAUGCCAUUGGUAAUGCAGCUAAUUCAAGUUUAAUGGGAGGUGGUGGAGUUGAUGGAUGUAUUCACAGAUCUGCAGGACCUACUUUAAAAAAAGAGUGUGCAACUUUUAAUGGAUGCAAAACUGGAGAUGCAAAAAUAACAUCAGGAUAUAAGUUGCCCGCUAAAUAUGUUAUACAUACUGUUGGUCCUAUGGGUGAGGACGAAAAUAAACUGGAAAGUUGUUAUAAAACAAGUUUAAACAUUUUGAAAAAACACUCAUUAAGAACUCUUGCAAUGCCUUGUGUAUCUACAGGAAUUUAUGGUUAUCCAAAUGAUAAAGCAGGGUCAGUAGUUUUAGCCACUGUUAGGAAUUGGUUAGAUGUCCAUGGUGAUUCGGUUGAUAGAAUAAUAUUCUGUCUGUUUCUACAAGAGGAUGUUCGCAUAUACGAGUCACUGCUGCCAUUGCAUUUCCCAAGUAAUGAUGAUUCAUGGUUUAUGACAGAAGAACAUGAUCACUUACCAGGGACUAAAGAGGACAAAUCUCCAAAGACCAAAAUACCCAAGAGAAAUGAAGAUGAAAGCAAUAUGGUUACUGAAGAAGGAGCUCUUAGUGGUGGUAGUAAAGACAAACAAGAAGGAACACUACUAGAUGAAAGUUCAUUAGAUGUAAAACAUGAGGAUGUCUCGCUGUUGGCAGGUGGUGAUUUGAAGACCGAUAAGACAGAUAUACAGAAAGAAGGUACUGCUACAAAAGUGAUAGUUGAAAUGGAAAAUAAAGCAAAAGUUUCUGAGCAAAAUACAGAGACUGAAGAUGCUCAUUUAUCCCCUAGUAAAACUAACUGAUAAUAAUGUGUUUUGAAAAUAACAAUGAGGUGUAAGGAUGCAACCAUGAUAAUGUCAUUUUUAUUGUAUUACCUAUAGAAACGGAUUAUUGAUAUCUAUCGGUGCUACUCUUCCAAUUGCUGUUUUCUAUUGUUAUUGGAUACUUAUUGUCUACAUGUCAUCUGUUUCAUUUGACUUCUUGUGACCAGUUGCUUUAAUUGAUAUCUGUUUGAACAAUGUAAACUCCUGAUCUGCUCAAGUGUCAAACAUUAAUUAUACAAAUACCAAUACUAUAACAAA
This is a messenger RNA of Saccoglossus kowalevskii, 1344 nucleotides long. RefSeq lists its product as uncharacterized. Gene Ontology annotation, cellular component: nucleoplasm. Gene Ontology annotation, molecular function: ADP-ribosylglutamate-[protein] hydrolase activity. Lineage: Eukaryota; Metazoa; Hemichordata; Enteropneusta; Harrimaniidae. Gene Ontology annotation, biological process: peptidyl-glutamate ADP-deribosylation; DNA damage response; purine nucleoside metabolic process. The record is from RefSeq and is a predicted model, not a curated record.